Phasianus colchicus (ring-necked pheasant) is the source of this 3946-nucleotide messenger RNA. It is a transcript of the gene FADD, whose product is annotated as Fas associated via death domain. Gene Ontology annotation, biological process: regulation of apoptotic process; extrinsic apoptotic signaling pathway; positive regulation of innate immune response. Gene Ontology annotation, cellular component: CD95 death-inducing signaling complex. Gene Ontology annotation, molecular function: caspase binding; death receptor binding. The record is from RefSeq and is a predicted model, not a curated record. NCBI's taxonomy places the organism in Eukaryota, Metazoa, Chordata, Aves, Galliformes, Phasianidae.
GUAAUAGGACCGCCAAGACAAGUCCUGUGUUGCUAGUGAAUGGCUCAGGCCUUUGGGAGCAGCAGAGACAGCACAAGGAGGGCAGACGCUCCUUUCUUGAGCAGCUUCCAGGGACAUAAUGCACGUAGCAGAAUCUCUCUGAGAAAGGGGCUCUGAUACUGCACUUCUUACUUUCUGUUGGGUCCUUUCAUCAGUAUAUAACCCCAAAUAAUCCUCAUCCAUUUAGCUGGUAGUUAAAACAUUAAGUGAUAAAGAGUAAGAAAGCUUGUAAUUGUGCACUUAAUGGGGAACCUACAGGCCUCCCAGCUGAGGCAUAGAUGAAUUACUAUAAUGACAGCCCAAUCAAAGCCAGGUGUAGGGAACUGGCACUUCUGCUUGAGCAGCAGGAGACGGGCAAUCUCACAUUUGGCUCCAAGCACACGUUUUUAAUUCAGUACCACGAGACAAGUCAGUUAAUCUCCAGGGUAUUUUGAGCACUGUGUGGUUCCUAAGCAUCUGAGCAGCCUCAUGUGAAGGGGGCCCGCUUCCUCCUAAUAAAUUUGAGGCACAUGAGUCCCUUUGCUCUCAGACACAAACUGCGUGGCACAGCUACUAGGCACUACCACACCUUCGAGAAGCACCAGCCGCCAUUUUCUGACGACUGCGGGAGAGCCCGCCGCCGUGACGUCACUUCCGCCCCGGCUGGAGCGGGUCAGCACCCCGCCGUAGCGGGGCCGGGCCGGGGCGGGCUUCGUGUUCCCGCGAUAGCACUGCGGAAGCGCGAGUGAAAUUCGCCGCCGGGGUGGAGUUCCGCCGGUCUGUUCUGGAAGCCCGGGUCUGUCUUGGUGUCAGCUGCGCUGUAGGCCUCAGCCCUAUGGAUCCCUUUCUGGCUCUGCUGAAUUCUUUGUCCGCCUGUCUGUCUGCCAGCGAAGUGAGCGCACUGAAGUUUCUGUGCCAGGACAAAAUUGGGAAAAGGAAGCUGGAGUCUGUCCAGAGUGCCAGGGAGCUCUUCAUCUGCCUCAUGGAGCAGCAGCUGAUUUCAAGAUACAAUGUAGAUUUGCUUAAAACCAUGUUUAAGAGCAUUAAAAGAGAAGAUUUGAUCUUACAGCUGGAGCAGUUCAUAGAAGAUGGAGAAGCCAACGCUCCCGAUGAGCAGCCUGACUUGGAGGAAAGACGUUUGCAGAAGGUGGUUAUCGAAGUUAUAUGCGAAAACGUUGGGAGAGACUGGAAAAUGCUGAUGCGAAAACUUAACCUUUCUGAAGCGAGAUUGGAGGAAAUAGAAGAAGCCAAGCCCCAUAAUUUGCGGGAGCGGUUGUUUUGGUCACUUCGAACGUGGCAGAAAUUGAAGGGGAAAGAUGCAAAGGUGACUGACCUAAUAAAGGCUCUUCGAGGCUGUAAUAUGAAUUUAGUGGCAGACAUAGCUGAACAGAAGCUCUCGCGUCUGAACACAGAGAACAUGUGAAAUGAAGAGAAAAACACUUUCACAUCACAGAUGCAAAUGAAGAAAGAAGUAAAAGUGCCUUUUGAUCAUCUGGACCCAAAUCACUGUCAUUGGCUCUGUUAAUUCUGCCAUUAAUUUAUGUGCCUUGAAAUUAAUAGGUUAAUUUCAGAUCAGGUUAUAACUAAUGGAAAACAAAUCCUUCCUUUCAGGCAAUGCUUUGCAGUUGGUGCUUCCUUUAAGAGAUUUUAACUUUUAGAAUACAAAUAUGCCACUUUGCAAAAAUUCUGAGACUUUAGUAUUGCCUCCCACCUGAAAAUAAGAUGUACUUUAUUGCAGAUUCCUUACAAACGCCUUGUCUGUAAUUACAUCCAUGGGACACUUCUGAGGGAACUGAAAAUUUCAUCAGGAGGUUGGAAUAUUCAUAUAUAUAUGUAUAUAUAUACUUUUUAAAUGAUCUGUUUGUAACUAGUGUGAAAGGGGGAAGGAAGCUGAGCUCUUAGCUAUGUAGUGAGUCUUCUCUUUGCUUUGAGUAGCAUAAGGUAAUAUCUUCCAUAAUUUUUGAACACCUUUGCUAUCAGUAAAAGAACACAAAGAAGACUGUAACCUCAGUCUGUAAGACAUCAGUGCAAUAGGACUCAUAACUACUGUAGUGGGUUUUUUGGCAAAAAAUGUGCCUGAAUUGAAAAACAAUCCUGUUGAAAUUAAUUAUCAAGUGCCUUUACACACAGACUCACAGAAUGGUUUAGGUUGGAGGAUGCCCCUGGAGAUUAUAUGGUCCAACUGCCCUGCUGAAGCACAAGUACAUAGGGCAGGCUGCACAAUACCAUGCCCAGGCAACAUUCCAGAGGAAAGAUACCAUGACUUCUCUGGGCAUCCUGUGCCAAUGCUCUGUCACCUGCAUAGUACAGAAGUGAUUCCAGAUUCUUAGGUGGGAAACAUCAUCCUGAGAGUGAUGUUUUCCUGGAACUGUCAAAGAGAUUGUACCUUACGGAUGUUUACAGCAGACUGUUGUUUUUUUUUUUUUCAUUGCCUUGAAUGUUUUAAGAUUUUCUAAAGCUAGUCAUCUCAUAAUCCAUAUCAGGGAGUCUGGUUAUGUCUGCUGGAUGCUGCAGCUCACCUCAUCAGUCAGCUACAGUUAUCUGUGGUCUUGGUUGAAAAAAAUAAAAAAUAAACAUAUGCAGUAACAGAAUCUUAGAAAGCAAAAAUGACUUGCUUUUAGUCAAGGAGCAUGAAAGCUUGUGGGAAGAGUACUAACUUUCUCUCCAGUGAUAUUCUGUGAAGAUCAGAUAUCUUUUGUCAUUCUUGGUUUGAGUACUACCAGAACUGGUAGUACUUCCAAGUUCUCUGCAAUUCUUUACUUUGUUGCCAUUCCUUUACGCUUCUAGAAAUGGCUGUAAGCAACUCACAGUUGAAGGAUCAUUUGUAAAAUGAGACCAGACCUAAAAAAGUACAGAUUUCAUGCCUAAUGUAACACUGGAAAAAGCUGUAUGUGCUUCAAGACACGUAGGGCAAUGGAAGCCUAUUUGUUAUGCCAGAGGGGAAAGUUCUCUGAUAUUAUUAUUGUUCAGAUGAGUUGUAUUGUUACAGCGAACAUUUAUCUAACUACAUAGAUGAUUCCUAAAGAGGAAGGCUUCCUUUUUUUUUUUUUUUUUUUUUUGGCUACUGUACCCAUGUGACUUGGCUUUGUCCAAGUUCUUGUUGCAUGGUGCUACUACUGUGAAGACCAAGUAUCAGCAUGUAGUAUUACAUCACUACUCUGUAUAAAUGUUGUUACAGUCAUAAUUUUCAAGUUUUUGUUGAAGUUGGUGCUUCUAGUUCAGAAGAUUACCCUUGAAUACUUGAUUGUAGUUGAUGGAAACUGCUGUCAUAUGAACUACUUAUUUGGGCUUUCCCUUUAAAAAAUGCUUGCGAGGAUCAUUUAAAUCACAUUAGUUGACUAUAUGUGAGCAAAGAACAAUGGGUAAUAUGAAAGUUUCCUCUGGUUUUUGACAGGUGCAGUUCUUUAAGUGCUUGCUCCAAUACUUGGUCAGCAUCAAUUCUCAGUUCCAGAGUUCUGGUGGGAGAUGAAAUGCUGCACUUCCGCUCAGAAGUUUUAGAGAUGUUUUUAAUAGUGUUGGUCCCCAUUCUGCAGUAUUUGAAGAUUUUUAUUUUUUUUUACUUCAUGUAUUUUAAUGAUCUUUGUGAGCAGAGUGGAAGAGAAGUGAAGUUAGCAAAAUGAGUUAUGUUUGUGGUGAAGCAGUCUGCAGCAGUUCCAAGUUUAGUCUGUCCACUAACAUGUUUUACUUAUCUACUUGUCAUAAAUCUUCUGGUUUUUAUCAAAGAUACAUCUAUCUGGAAUAUUAAAAAGAAGUAUAUUGCCUACUGUAUAUAAUCAGGGUAUCUUUAGAAUCAUUAGGAAUAGCAGUUGUAGCCAAAUGUUCAUGUGCAAGGAAUCUCCUGCCUUAGAAAAUGUAAAACUUUAGGAUUUGUGUGUAGUUUUAUACCAUGUAAUCUUGUGCAUGUUUCAUUAAAUAUAUUUCUUUAAAA